AGUGCUGCACUAGUAGAUUACUAGCGGACGAAGAAAUACAGUCAGGAGCUGAGAACAGCAGCGGCUCAGAGCGAAAUUCGGUAAAGAAAAAGGAUGGCGAAGUGGAGAAGGCGAGAGAACAUGGGAGGAUCGGAGAAUGAUUUGCUUGCAUUAGAGCCCUUGGUCUCGCCCACGAAUCGAGCGCCUCGUGCCAAAUUUAAAACUAAACCUUACUACUACGUCAUGUGUCCACGCGCCAAUUUUCUAAAACGCUAUGUUGGCAUUGAUCAAUCCAUGCACAACACGUAAAUAUUAAUUUGAACAAGGAAAUGUGAGUUAUACUCAAUGAAAAUUAAACUAUGCCAUUGAAAAUUUCUUUUAAAUGUUUAUCGGACGGUAUAUAUUUUGUGACAUAUAGCUAAUAUUCAUUGACCAAAUUAAUUAAAAACAACUAAAACACAUGAGGGGCCCGAAUGGAGGGUAUACCUCUUUCCGUGACAAACUAAAGUGAGGAAUUUAACCUAAAUAAAAAUAUAAAAGGAAAAGGAAAGGACAACACAAAAAAGAUUUUUUAGCAAAAGGAAAAGAAAAUGACAACACAAAAUAGUAUUAGGAGUCUUGAGAGAAUCCGUGGGCCAGUUCAUGUAGUCCAGCCCAUUAUCUUUCAGAGGGGACUUGGGCCGAUUCGAGCCUCGGCAGAGCACGGGAGCACGCCAAAGCGGCGGCGGCGGCGCCGCCGCCGGCUUAGUGGCGAGUCGGCCAACGACGGAGGUUGCUGGCUAUGAUGGGGACUCCGAGGUCGGGAGCGAAGAAAGCUGGUCCAGAAGGGAGACGCCGAGAUUGGGAGAUACUGCUCCCUCUCCGGUUGCAGACAGUAGCUACGCUUGACACCAAUGUCGCCGCAGAGUCGCGGCGGCCGGCGGGCUCGCCACAAAUGCAGGUGAUUCGGAGGAGGUCGCGUUCAUCCUCCAGCUGCGGUGUCCACGCGGGAAGUAACUGCUCGUCCAUUGCCUCUGCGUCGUCCAUUUGGACUUGGGGUCACCGAAUCAGUUGCUCAACAAGCAGAGCAUGGAUAAAGGGGGCAUACAACUGCAAUUCAGCAUAUACUACAUCUUGUCUUGUUGAAUUUGUUUUUACAACUAGGUGCACUUUUUUUGCUGACCUAUCCAAUGUUUAUGCUCUUUUCAGGAACAAAUGGGGCUGAUUUCAUGGCAUCGUUUGCUUCUCUUCUCCAACCUAGUCUCGCUCUGUUGCGGUUUGAGUUCAGAUGGCCAUGCCCUUCUGGCUCUCUCCAGGAGGCUCAUACUACCUGAUACCAUAAGCUCGAACUGGAGUUCUUCUGAUACAACUCCCUGUGGAUGGAAGGGAGUUCAGUGUGAGAUGAACAAUGUGGUUCACCUCAAUCUAUCAUACUACAAAGUUUCUGGUUCAAUUGGUCCCGAGGUAGGGCGUAUGAAGUACCUGCGGCAACUCGAUCUGUCAAGCAACAACAUCUCCGGUCCGAUCCCUCAUGAAUUAGGCAAUUGUGUUCUGCUUGAUCUGCUUGAUCUGUCAGGUAACAGCCUUUCCGGUGGAAUUCCGACAUCCCUCAUGAACCUAAAGAAGCUUUCACAGCUCGGUUUGUACAGCAACUCCCUCAGUGGAGAGAUACCCGAGGGGCUGUUCAAGAACCGGUUUCUGGAGCGGGUGUAUCUCCAAGACAAUAAACUCAGUGGCUCUAUCCCUUCAUCAGUUGGUGAAAUGAAGAGUCUGAAGUACUUUAGGUUGGAUGGGAACAUGUUGUCCGGAGCUCUGCCGGACUCAAUUGGCAACUGCACCAAGUUGGAGAAUCUAUAUCUAUACGGUAAUAAACUGAAUGGGAGUCUUCCGAGAUCAUUGAGCAACAUCAAAGGGCUCGUGCUCUUUGAAGCCAACAACAACAGUUUUACAGGUGACAUCUCUUUCAGAUUCAAGAGCUGCAAGCUUGAAGUGUUUGUGCUAUCUUGGAAUCAGAUCAGUGGGGAAAUCCCGGGGUGGCUGGGAAAUUGUAGCAGCUUAAUCAGACUUGCAUUUCUCCACAACCGUCUCUCUGGCCAGAUACCGACUUCACUCGGUUUAUUGAAAAAACUAUCAAUCCUUAUACUUACCCAGAAUUCUUUGUCUGGGCUGAUCCCUCCUGAGAUUGGUAGCUGUCGGUCGCUGGUGUGGCUGGAGCUGGACGCAAACCAGCUCGAGGGCACCGUCCCGAAACAGCUGGCUAAUCUGCGUAACUUGCAGCAGCUAUUUCUGUUUGAGAAUCGCCUCAGUGGGGAGUUCCCUCAGGAUAUUUGGGGCAUCCAAGGCCUCGAAUCCGUCCUUCUGUACAACAACAGCUUAUCUGGGGGCCUACCUCCAAUGUCGGCCGAGUUGAAGCACCUAAAGUUCGUCAAACUACAGGAUAAUUUGUUCACUGGAGUCAUACCACCAGGAUUUGGGAUUAACAGCCCUUUAGUAGAGAUUGACUUCACAAAUAAUAGGUUUGUUGGUGGAAUCCCGCCGAACAUUUGUUCGGGUAAAAGAUUGACAGCUUGGAAUUUGGGGCAUAAUUUUCUCAAUGGUACCAUACCGUUCACUGUUGCUAGCUGCCCAAGUUUAGAACGAGUUCGACUCCAUAACAACAAUCUCAGUGGGCAAGUUCCGCAAUUCCGAGACUGUGCAAAUCUGCGGUACAUAGAUUUGAGUCACAAUUCCUUAAGUGGUCAUAUUCCUGCAAGCUUGGGCAGGUGUGCUAACAUUACAGCGAUAAACUGGUCUCAAAACAAGCUUGGUGGUCCAAUACCACCUGAACUCGGACAAUUAGUGAAGUUGGAAAGUCUUGACCUCUCCCACAACAGCCUAGAGGGGGCAAUUCCUGCACAGAUUUCCAGUUGCUCGAAGUUGCACUUGUUUGAUUUGAGUUUCAACUCUUUGAAUGGUUCUGCACUCACAACAGUAUGCAAGCUGGAGUUUAUGUUAAAUCUGCGGCUACAGGGGAAUAGAUUAAGUGGAGGCAUUCCAGAUUGUAUCUCGCAGUUACAUGGGCUAGUCGAGCUACAACUUGGCGGCAAUGUUCUUGGGGGUCAUCUCCCUUCAGCAUUAGGAACUUUGAAAAGAUUGAGUACUGCACUAAACCUUAGCAGCAAUGGGCUGGAGGGCAGCAUUCCAUCUCAAUUACGCUUCUUGGUGGAUCUUGCAAGCUUAGAUUUGUCUGGUAAUAAUCUAAGUGGGGAUCUUGCUCCGUUAGGAAGUCUACAUGCAUUGUAUACCUUGAAUCUUUCGAAUAACAGAUUCAGCGGGCCAGUGCCAGAGAAUCUUGUACAAUUUAUUAAUUCCACACCAAGUCCAUUCAGUGGAAAUUCAGAUCUCUGUGUGUCUUGCCAUGAUGAUGAUUCUUCUUGCAAGGGAGCUAAUGUUUUGGAACCUUGUAGUUCAUUGAGGAGAAGAGGAGUACAUGGCCGCGUCAAGAUAGCUAUGAUAUGUCUUGGUUCAGUUUUUGUUGGUGCGUUUCUGAUACUCUGUAUCUUUCUGAAAUACAGAGGUUCCAAGACUAAACCUGAGGGAGAGUUAAAUCCAUUUUUUGGGGAGUCAUCUUCUAAAUUAAAUGAGGUUUUGGAAUCAACUGAAAACUUUGAUGACAAGUACAUCAUCGGCACAGGUGGCCAAGGAACUGUAUACAAGGCAACAUUGAGGUCAGGAGAAGUAUAUGCCGUGAAGAAGCUUGUGGGUCAUGCACACAAGAUUUUGCAUGGAAGCAUGAUAAGGGAGAUGAAUACGCUUGGUCAAAUUAGGCAUAGGAACUUAGUAAAACUAAAGGAUGUUUUGUUCAGGCGUGAGUAUGGGUUGAUCCUCUAUGAAUUUAUGGACAAUGGUAGCCUUUAUGAUGUUCUGCAUGGGACUGAGGCAGCUCCAGUUCUAGAGUGGAGGACACGGUAUGACAUAGCUCUUGGUACAGCACAUGGUUUAGCUUAUCUCCACAAUGACUGCCACCCAGCCAUUAUUCACCGUGACAUUAAACCGAAAAAUAUACUGUUGGAUAAGGACAUGGUGCCACAUAUUUCAGACUUUGGCAUUGCAAAGCUUAUCGACCUGUCUCCUGCUGCUUCAGAAACUACUGGAAUCGUUGGCACUGUUGGGUAUAUGGCCCCAGAGAUGGCAUUUUCAACCAGGAGUACCAUUGAGUUCGACGUGUACAGCUACGGAGUCGUAUUACUUGAAUUGAUUACCAGAAAGAUGGCCCUGGAUCCCUCGUUCCCUCACGAUGUGGACCUAGUCAGCUGGGUAUCCUCCACCCUGAAUGAGGGCAACGUGAUCGAGUCCGUGUGCGACCCUGCCCUAAUGCGUGAGGUAUGUGGCACUGCUGAACUGGAGGAAGUAUGCAGUGUGCUGUCGAUAGCCCUUAGAUGCACCGCGGAGGACGCAAGACAGAGGCCUUCCAUGAUGGAUGUUGUGAAAGAGCUGACACGUGCUAGGCAUGAUGUUGUAUCGCUACCGAAGCAGGCGAUGUCUGGUUCCAGCAGUUCCUGUCAAAACCUGGCAACCUGAUGUUUUGCUUCAGCAGUUGUAGCAAGGGCUUGUUUGGUUCAUAUAGGAAAAGUAGAGGAAAAUUAUAGGAACAGGAGAAUUUCUUUUAGUAGCACUGUUCAUUCAUUUGGUUCAAAGGGAAAAUAUAGAAUUUCCUUUGAUCCCUCUUUUAAAGGAAAAAUGCAGGAAUUUUACAAUCCAGUUGAACCUCGUUUUAGAAUCUCUACACAUGAAGUAUUAGACAUGAGUCUUUAGUGGUAUAAUAUCAUCUUAAUUAUACCUUUUCACUUUA
Messenger RNA from Aegilops tauschii subsp. strangulata, 4789 nucleotides. RefSeq lists its product as uncharacterized. Gene Ontology annotation, biological process: protein phosphorylation. Lineage: Eukaryota; Viridiplantae; Streptophyta; Magnoliopsida; Poales; Poaceae. Gene Ontology annotation, molecular function: receptor serine/threonine kinase binding; protein kinase activity; ATP binding. The record is from RefSeq and is a predicted model, not a curated record.